Molecule: messenger RNA, 1107 nt
Organism: Penicillium waksmanii
Lineage: Eukaryota; Fungi; Ascomycota; Eurotiomycetes; Eurotiales; Aspergillaceae
Product: guanine nucleotide-binding protein subunit alpha
Exons: 5
Coding region: 1-1107 (368 amino acids)
Biological process (GO): G protein-coupled receptor signaling pathway
Cellular component (GO): heterotrimeric G-protein complex
Molecular function (GO): GTP binding; G-protein beta/gamma-subunit complex binding; GTPase activity
Source: RefSeq, a predicted model, not a curated record
AUGAGCUUUGUCAAGCGCGGCAUCGUUGAUUGCCUGAUCUUCAAGCCAACGGUAAGCUCAGCAGACAAUGAAGCAUUGCAGCGUAACGCUAAAAUCGACAAAACCAUCAAAACUGAGAAGAAGGGGAUGGCGAGAACAAUGAAAAUGCUCUUGCUUGGGGCGGGUGAAUCCGGGAAGUCAACAAUCGUGAAGCAGAUGCGUCUAAUCUAUUCAGAUGGCUUCUCCGAGGAUGAACGUCAACAAUCGCGAGCUGCUAUAUAUUCUGGUAUUGUUUCUGGCCUCAAGGCACUGUUCGAUAUCAUGAGGACGGAAAAUAUUGAUUUCGAGACCCAAAACAAUAAGUGCCAGGCCAAAUUUAUUCUCAAAACAGAUCAUGCGGCGGAUAACGAUAGGUCUGCAUGGGCAAUGGCGACUUGCAAUGCUGCGAAGGACGUGUGGGCCGACCGAGGGGUCCAGAGGGCUGCUGCGCGGAGUCGCAACCUUGCUUUCCACGAUAACCUUCUUUACUUUUUGGAUUCCAUUGAUCGCAUAUCCUCCCAAGGUUGGCUCCCCAACGAUCAAGACAUGCUACACGCUCGCCAGAGAACAACAGGAAUUUCCGAAACCUUCUUUGAAUUAAGAAGUAUGAACUGGCGUAUGAUUGAUGUGGGCGGUCAGCGAUCAGAACGAAGGAAGUGGAUCCACUGCUUCGAGGACGUUGGAUGUCUUGUUUUUGUGGUUGCGCUUUCGGGCUACGACCAAUGUUUGGCUGAAGAUCAAAAUUCGAAUCAAAUGUCAGAGGCAAUGAUGCUCUUUGACACACUAGCAAAUGGUGACUGGUUCAAACUUAAACCUAUCAUUCUCUUCUUGAACAAAAUAGAUAUCUUUAAGAAGAAGGUUGCCAUCUCGCCCAUUUCUGAAUACUUUUCGAGUUUCAGAGGCUCAAGUACGGAUUGGCGUGCAGGCGCAAAGUAUUUUGCAGAUCUUUUCCGAGGCAUCAACAGGAUUUGCGAUCGCGAAAUCUACGUACACUACACCAACGCCACCGAUACCACCUUGCUGAAAGCAACCAUGACCUCCAUCGAGGAUAUGAUCUCUCAGAAAAACCUUCGGUCUUUGAAUUUAUAG